Molecule: messenger RNA, 2213 nt
Organism: Hydractinia symbiolongicarpus
Lineage: Eukaryota; Metazoa; Cnidaria; Hydrozoa; Anthoathecata; Hydractiniidae
Product: TNF receptor-associated factor 3-like
Exons: 8
Coding region: 64-1233 (389 amino acids)
Molecular function (GO): zinc ion binding
Source: RefSeq, a predicted model, not a curated record
UUUACUUAUUAAUUUUAAUCUGACUUUAUUUAAAAACAAUUUUCAGCCUAUAAAAAAACCACAAUGUCUGGAGGAUAUGAUUAUGAACCAGUUGAAGAUGUGAAACAAGACUUUUAUUGUGUUAUAUGUUUAAACUUGUUAAAAGAUGCGAUGCAGUUAGAGUGUCAGCAUGGAAUGUGUAAUUUUUGUCUGCAAUCUUUGGCAAGAAGUUCAAAACAAAGAAAUGUAGAAUUUACAUGUCCUAGUUGCAGGACACCCAUAGAUGAGAACAAAGUUCACCCUGUUGGAAUGAUUAACAGAGUGAUCUUGUCAUUAAAAGUCAAAUGUGUAAAUACAAGAGCAGGAUGUGAUUGGUGUGGUGAAGUUUCAAAUAUGAAAGACCACCAGAACAACACUUGUGAAUUUCAAAACGUUGUCUGCGAUUCCAAUGGAUGUUCAUUUAAAGCUCGAAAAUUUGAAAUGACAUGUCACAAGAAGUCUUGCAACUUCAGGAUGGUGCUAUGUGAUUAUUGUCAAGAAAAUAAUGUGUACAAUGAUAUACCGGCUCAUCUUCGAACUUGUCCAUGUUAUCCUCUUAUCUGUUCUAAUGCUUGUGGUGAAUCCAUUCCUCGUAAAGAUAUGAUAAGCCAUUUGCAAGAUAGAUGUCCUCUUCGUCUUGUUGACUGCACUUUCAAACAAGCUGGAUGUGAUAUUGUGGUGACUGCAAGUGAAAUAAACAAUCAUGUGUCAAAUGCACUUCACGAUCACUUAAACUUGGUUUUCAAGCAUUCUCUUGAGAUGAAACUCGUCAUAGAACUUUCACAAAAGGAGGCAACAGAUGCGAAACAUCAACUUGCAGAGACACAAAACAGACUUGAUGCUACACAAAAAGAAUUCAAGGUUAUGCAGGAAAACCUUAGUGCCAUCAAAACAGAGGCGACAGAUGCAAAACAUCAACUCGCAGAGACACAAAACAGACUUGAUGCUACACAAAAGGAAUUCAAGGUUAUGCAGGAAAACCUUAGUGCCACUAAAAUGGAGGCGGCAGAUGCAAAACAUCAACUCGCAGAGACACAAAACAGACUUGAUGCUACACAAAAAGAAUUCAAGGUUAUGCAGGAAAACCUUAGUGCCAUCAAAAUAGAGGCAAAAUAUGCAAAACAUCAACUAGAGACACAAAACAGACUUGAUGCUACACAAACAAAAUCCAAGGUUAUGCAGGAAAACCUUAGUGCCACCAAAAGAGAGAUAUGAAAAUUGGUGUGAUGCACAAAUUUUGAUUAGAAGUUUAAUUUGUUAUGCUGUAUGUUUAUUUUCUUGUCAGCUCACCUGUUUUUUACACUUUGUUUAAUUAUUUUCACACAUUUUUUAACCUUUACAAUAGUAGUAAUUAUAAGAAUAUUUUUAAGAAUUUUUGAGGCUGAGAUUUCUUAAAAAGUUAAGAAUACUGAGGCUGAAACGAAAAAACACUAUUCUUAUAAAAAAAGCCUGUAAUUCUGCCUCCCUUUUCCUCAUUCCAUCCUUUGAAAGGUCUAUGAUACUAUCCUCUAGCCCAAGUUUAUCAAAGCACUUCUCAGCGAACAGCAUAUAUGUGUUCCUUUUUAGUGAUUUGUUCUAGUCCAUUAUGGCCAUUAUUGCUAGUCAGCCAGUUUUCUUUUGUGGAUCUUUAUUUUUUUCCACCAUUACACAUGUCCUGUUUCUCCUCUACUACCAUCUUUUUAAAAACUUUUCCUGCAAUAGUUGUAAAAAAUAUCCCCCUUCUAUAUGCACCGCCUUUUUUUCUGAUGUUUUCUCACAGUUGAUGUAUCUCCAGCAUUUUUAAUAUUUCUUUCCUUACUAUUCAUAUUGACCUCCCUUUUUCCUCUCCCCCUUUUUUUAUAAUUUUAUUGCACCAUCCUUCUCAAUUUUCUAAUAACUACAGUUUCUACAGUUACUUUCUUAGUUUCCAUUGGGUGUUGUGUUUCUGUCUUUAACUUUUUUCCUCACUUUUUGUUCAAUUUACAUUUCCGCUGUUUGUCUUGUUGGUUUUCCAGCUAAGCGUUGCCUAUAUACUUCUUAUAUUUUUAAGGUCUGAUCUUAUCUCACCUUCUUCAUCUCUAAUUUCUUUUUUUGGUCCUUUUCUGUUUCCAUUCAAUUUUCUUCUGAAUUCCUAAAAACUUCCUUCUUUCAUAUCCCUCCAUUAAUACAAUUAAUUUUUAAUUAAUUAAUUAAUUAAUUUUCCGCAAUUAAUAAAU